Messenger RNA from Heteronotia binoei (common prickly gecko), 2445 nucleotides. Its product is annotated as magnesium transporter NIPA2-like. The record is from RefSeq and is a predicted model, not a curated record. Bases 82 to 1167 code for a protein of 361 amino acids. Gene Ontology annotation, molecular function: magnesium ion transmembrane transporter activity. The transcript is spliced from 6 exons. Lineage: Eukaryota; Metazoa; Chordata; Lepidosauria; Squamata; Gekkonidae. Gene Ontology annotation, biological process: magnesium ion transport. Gene Ontology annotation, cellular component: membrane.
AGCGGAACGGGCGGCGACGCGGGAAGGAAGGCGCUGAGACCGAGGGCUGCGCAGGGGCGGCGAGAGAGACAGGUGUCUGGGAUGGAAGAUUUAUCGGGACGUUAUGACUUUUACAUUGGUCUGGGCCUGGCCCUCAGCUCCAGCCUGUUCAUUGGAGGGAGUUUCAUCCUAAAGAAGAAAGGGCUUCUCAGGCUGAAUGGCAAGGGCUCUGUCCGAGCAGGUCUUGGAGGUCAUGCAUACCUGCGAGAAUGGCUGUGGUGGGCAGGGCUGUUGUCCAUGGGAAUUGGAGAAGCUGCCAAUUUUGCUGCAUACGCUUUUGCCCCGGCCACGCUGGUAACGCCUCUGGGAGCACUAAGUGUUUUAGUCAGUGCAGUUUUAGCCUCCUACUUCCUGAAUGAGCGGCUAAACAUCCAUGGCAAGAUCGGCUGUAUUCUGUGUGUUUUGGGCUCUACAGUCAUGGUGAUCCAUGCCCCGCAAGAAGAAGAGGUCUCCAGUCUGGAGUCAAUGGCAGAGAAACUGAAAGAUCCAGGAUUCAUUGUGUUUGCUGUGUGCGUGCUAGUGAGCUCUGUUCUCCUCAUCUUCGUGGCCGGGCCUCGCUACGGACAGAGCAACAUCUUAGUGUACGUUCUGGUCUGUUCUGCCAUCGGUUCGCUCUCCGUUUCAUCCGUCAAAGGCUUGGGCAUUGCCAUUAAAGAGCUGUUCGCGGGGAAGCCCGUUUGGAAAGAGCCGUUGGGCUGGAUCCUCUUGGUGUGCCUCGUGAUCUGCAUCAGCAUCCAGAUCAACUACCUGAACAAGGCCUUGGACAUCUUCAACACCUCGGUGGUGACCCCCAUCUACUACGUUCUCUUCACCACUGCCGUUAUGACCUGUUCGGCCAUCCUUUUCAAGGAGUGGCAGCACAUGGUUCUGAUGAACAUCAUCGGCACCAUCAGCGGCUUCCUUACCAUAGUGUUUGGCAUCUUUCUGCUGCAUGCUUUUAGAGACGUCCCUUUCACCGCAGACCUGCUCCCUCUGUUCCUGAGGCACGGCCAAACAGACGUGCGGGCAGCUCCUUGGAGAAAGGGGGACAAGAACUCGUCCUGCCUUCACCAGCCCCUUUUGGAAUCAGAGGACAUACUCAAAGAGGGGGCAGAAAAAGCAGAGGCGGAAGGAGACCAGUGUUUCUGAAAACGAAUGGACUGUUGGUUCAGAUGACAAACCAGCCUUGGUGCUCUUCCAAAGAACUUGAACGCUGCUGCUGCUGCUGCUUUUGAGCAGACCACUUGAAUCAUUCGUGGUAACCCUGAAGUACUUGAGAAGACUUUCCUUAUUUACAAACUCUUUAACCGGUAACUCACUUGAACCAAAUAAGAGAUAGUUAGUGGAAACUAGGGCUGACAGAUCUCAUCUCAUCCGCCGUCUCAUCAGUAUUGUCAGUUAUCUCCCUUCCCUCUGGGCUUCCUUAAUUAGCUUGGAGGAAAUUGGAAAAAGUCAGACAGAUCAGGAGCCAAAGAACUACACAACUUUUCCUCUGUACCCGAGUGGGUUUUUGAGGAAUUCUUGCAGUCCACCCUCCUGCAUGGUGAAAACAGCUUUUAGGGCAGCAUAUAGUUCAGAAAACACUGUAAGACUUGUGUACUCCUCCAAAGGUGGGGAAGAAAGGCCAGCACUCUUAUAAGGUGCCCCCAAGCCUUUGGGCACACCUAAAGAAUCUUUGAGAGGGUUCCUAGUCAGAGGCAGGAGUGAACGAAAAAAUGCGUUCGUCUUCCUUUCACUCUUGGUUCUGAUUCCUGGCCAUUUCAGCAUCUUAAGACAGACAGAAUGAAUCUCACAUGACCAAGGGGAACUUGCACAUGGGCAUUGAAAGGAAAAUGCCAGAGAGGAGGGAUUCUCUGCAUUUCUUCUCUGGGUCGUUUUAGGGAAAAGAGGUGAAGACACAGGGAGAGGAGGAACAGCAGGGGAAUGGCCCUACCAGAUACUGGACCACUGAUAAACUUAGGUGCUAAGCCAGGGCCUUAACUCUCAUACAGAGGAAUGAUCCCCGACCCUUUGCGUACAUGUGCUUUUGAAAAACAACACAAGGCUGCUUCGUCAAAAUCAGUGUGACUUUCAUUCAUAUAAGCAUGUUUUAAGCCCACGAGCAAGACUGUCUUAUGAGAGCCCAGCUGUUGCUCUGGGUACACGUGUCUAAUCUUGCCAAUAAUAGUGUCUUACCACUUUCUGAAUGUAAAGACAAUGCAUUGUGGGUGGCCUUAAGCAUUAACGUUUAACAUUUGAAGUGUUAACAGUUUACAAAAGAUUUAAAAUGAAUGUGUUGCUUUUUUUGUGCAGCACCUACAGUUGUAACACACGUUGCAAACGUAAUAUAUAUGGCUUUUUUAAAAAAAAAAAUCAAAUCAGACUAUGUAGCAUUUUAGUUCAAAGUCACUCGUGUCUUUUGCUGCCUGUAAAGUACCAGUUUGGCUC